GUCUUGACGUGGUAAUUUAAAUUCUGUAACCGCUCAGAGUGUGGGUGUGAUCGAGCAAGGAACAAACAAGAAACAGGAGAUGCUAUAAUAUGGGCGAGAAAUGAGAGAGCAAGUUGAACGUUUUUUGUUUUUUCUAAUGAAUUUCGAAAGCAAAGAAAAGAAAAGGUCUUUCAUACUUCCAACUAAAUUGUAUAGGUUCGACCUGAUCUGUCUCGUCUCUCAGACAAGCAACUGGUUGUGAGAAAUAUCCGGAACCACUCAGAUUCUCUCUCUCUCUCUCUCUCUCUCUCUCUCUCUCUCUCUCUCUCUCUCCCCUCGUCAAUCUUAGCUGAAAAAUGGGCUAAGCUUUUGGGUGAUUUUCCUCCAAGGGCUAUAAAAAUUACUGGUUUCUCGGAUUCAUUGACCAGCCACUAUUUUGUUUUGUCAUUGGGCAUUUGGGUUCUCCAUCUUCCUCUAGAUUUUGAUUCUAAACUCAACUUUCAUGGUAAUAAUCUUUUCUGGGGUAUCAAUGAACUCUUGGCCUUCUUUGUUUUGAAAGAAGUGUGUCGAUACUCGUUCGAUGAACCCUUUGCCAUGAGAAAGUAGCUGCUUUCUUAUUUUGAACGAAAACUAUGAUGGUCCUUUCAUUUUGGAAUUAGAUAGAUCAGAAUGGGACAAGAAGAGAGAAAUCCAAAGUGCAGCAUCAGUAGUUAUGGUGGUGUCAGAACAAGAUCUUCCAAAAAGCAGAAGCAAAAGAAAGUGCCACAGAGAGGACUUGGAGUGGCACAGUUGGAGAAGAUCAGAAUUGAAGAACAACAGAAGAACUAUGCAUCUGUUCCUGCAGUUUCAACAUUAACGCCUCCACAAGAUUCAGAUCCUGACAUGUCAGUCCCGGCGAAAGGCACAGCUCCAUUGGCAAAGGCCUUUAAAUAUGGUGGGCUUGAGAAUCCUGGUUUACCCCGGUAUGAUCCACCACCUUCUUCCAUGGUGAAUGCGUCAACAACUUCAUCAUCAUUCAUACUAAAUUCUCAGACAGAGCCCCCUUCAAACCAAAUCUAUCAUGGCAAUUAUGCUCCUAUCCAGCAGGAGGAAGAGAAGAUAAGUGGCUUGAAGCGGUCAUGUCCAUUCUCUUCAGAAAAGCUCCCUGUAUUUCCGGUCCACUCAAAGCUUCUUACAUCUGCCAGUACUCUCCCGGGGUCAGAUGUCUCGGCUUCAUCUGCCUAUGGAGCUGAAUUGAUUUACGAACCAGGGACCGGGAGUUUUAGGUAUUCUUCAUUUCAAGCUUCAGUUUCCGAUGCAAAAUCAAUUCCAAGUAAGAAACAAAAUGGAGUUUUCAGAAACGAGUUCCUCACAUUAGGCCUUCCUACUUUGGCAUCGGCAUGGCCGAGUACCAAGAGCAAGCAGCCAUUUGGUUCCGGAGCCUUUGCCGACAGUGAACCUCCCGAUAAUGAGAUACCACACUGUCAGGGACGUCAGCAAGAUUCAAAAUUUCAAAAGGGACCUAGGUGGGCGAAUCAGCAAGGGAAUUACAACUACUACAGCUUCCUCCCUUCGACAAAGAUGCAUUCUGAUGAAGGAGCUGCAAGCAUUACUAAUUUUCGCAAUGGAGUUGCAGAUGGAACCGUUGAUCUUGACUUGAAGUUGUAGAGAUGGGUGGCCAAGAUAAAGUCGUCGUGAGGCAUCUCAUUUAUUAGUGGCAAGCUCAGAAAAGAACUGCCUUUAUUUCCCCUGAACUUCAAGAUGGCUCCAUGUUACAUGCGAGGCUAAAGUGAGCGUUCUGACCUGAAAAGUGACGUGGAAAAGGAGAACGGAGAUUGGUUUGUAGAUAUGUUUGUUAGGACGUUACAUUUGAUGGAUGUUGGUUUUCUUGGG
Molecule: messenger RNA, 1851 nt
Organism: Syzygium oleosum
Lineage: Eukaryota; Viridiplantae; Streptophyta; Magnoliopsida; Myrtales; Myrtaceae
Product: protein SPEAR2-like
Exons: 6
Coding region: 649-1626 (325 amino acids)
Molecular function (GO): DNA-binding transcription factor activity
Source: RefSeq, a predicted model, not a curated record